Messenger RNA from Antechinus flavipes (yellow-footed antechinus), 5066 nucleotides. Its product is annotated as sialic acid-binding Ig-like lectin 5. The record is from RefSeq and is a predicted model, not a curated record. The transcript is spliced from 10 exons. Bases 74 to 1768 code for a protein of 564 amino acids. NCBI's taxonomy places the organism in Eukaryota, Metazoa, Chordata, Mammalia, Dasyuromorphia, Dasyuridae.
CGGGCAGAGGGAGCCAUGGUGUUGGCAGAGUGACACAGUGCCCCACAGAGCCCGGCUCUCUCCUGUCUCCUGGAUGCUGUCGCUGCUGCUGCUGCUGUCCCUGCUCUGGGAGGGGUCCCUGUCCCAGACACUGCGGAUGCAGCGUUCGGUGACCGUACAGGAGGCGAUGUGUGUCCACAUUCCCUGCACCUUUCGGGCCUCUGAACUCCGAUACCAUUCACCCAGCCCUGUUUAUGGCUACUGGUUCAGAAAAGGGGUUCCUGUUAGAGAUGGUGAUCCUGUGGCCACAAAUGACCCAUUCCGUUGGGUGCAGGAGGAAGACCGGGACAGAUUUUAUCUUCUUGGGGACCCCAGGCUGCUCAAUUGCUCUCUGAGCAUCAUGGACCCCAAGCUCUCAGACACUGGGGAAUAUGUCUUCCGUUUGGAAAGAGGAGGCCUCAAGUUCAGUUUUAUAAUGAAUCCCCUUUAUGUGAAUGUGACAGGCUUGACCCAGAAACCAGACAUCUACGUUCCAGAGAAUCUAGAGUCGGGGAAAGCAGUGACUCUGAAUUGUUCAUUUCCUUGGGUCUGUGAGGAAAAUAAGACCUUCAGAUUCUCCUGGAUGGGGGCUGCCCUCCCCUCCCAGCAAAAAGUGCUCAGUUCUUCCCCCUACUCAGAGCUCUCCUUCAUUCCUGGGUACCAGCAUCAUGGCACCAACCUCACCUGUCAGCUGACCUUUACUAGACACCAAUUGAGCACAGAGAGAACCAUCCAACUCAAUGUGUCCUAUCCUGUGCAGAGUGUGACCAUCUCCAUCACCCAGGACAACAGCACAGCAGAUCCUGUGCAGAAUGCGACCAUCUCCAUCGCCCAGGACAACAGUAUAACAGGAAACAGCUCACUUCUUGUGGUAAAGGAGGGAGAAUCCCAACACCUGCUCUGUGCUGCCAACAGCAAUCCCUCAGCUACCCUGACUUGGAUACUGAGGAACCAAACCCUGGCCUCUUCUCAGCUCUCAGAUAAUGGAGUCCUGCACCUGGAGCUGCCCCACAUGGGACCAGCAGAUGCGGGGGAAUAUACUUGCCUUGCUCAGCAUCCUCUGGGCUCCAAAGAGGUCUCCCUGACCCUCUCUGUGCAAUAUGCCCCAAGGAUGUUCGGCCCUUCGUGCUUCUGGGCUGAGGAGAGAUUGAAUUGUACCUGUUCUGUCCAAGCAGAGCCAGCUCCUUCAGUGCGCUGGUGGAUAGGAGGAGAGUAUAUUGAUCACAACAAUAACAGUGACAACUUCUGGGUGCUGUCUAUCAAGUCCGGACCAUGGAUCAACAGCAGCUUGAUAAUGAAAAUGGACAGAGUCCCCAGUAUCACUAUUAGCUGUGAGGGGAUGAACACACAAGGAAACCAAACUCUGCUCUUCCAGCUAGUGCCAGAUAGGACCGAUCUGUCUCAUGUUUUCCGAAGGGGUAUCAUCAUAGGUGUCCUCUGUGGAGCUGGUAUCUCGACGCUACUUAUCCUCUGCCUCCUUCUCCUAAUAAAGAUGUUCAGGAAGAAGUCAAUGACAGCAACACCAGCAGCAUCCAGGGGGGAAGCAGAGGAUCCCAAGAGGUCAUCCUGGGCAGGCCAGUCCCUCGAUCCCAUUUCACCAGCUGUAGACCCAGCCCCAAACCCAGCAGCUCCAGAUGAUGGACCAGAGGAGUUACAUUAUGCCUAUCUCAACUUCCAAGCAGUGAAAGCUAGAGAAGAUCAUGGAUCUACUGACCCUCUCACUGAGUACUCAGAGAUUAAGAUCCAAUGAGCAACUAUUGAGGAUACAGCCUUGGUUCUACACUUGGACCCUAGGGAUAAAUUUUAUGGACCACUAUAUCUCUAAGCCUAUUUCUCCUAAGCCCCCAUGAGCGUACUUCCCAAGAAUAUUCAAAUGGCAUAAUAAGAACAAUAAUUUCAAAAUAUCCCUCUCCAAAACUUGGGACCCAAUUUUUCAUCAAAUCACACAGUAUGUUGUAUGUACAUAUGUAUGUAUCUUUUGGGGGGGGUGGUGGAGAGUGAGUGCAAACUUUUAGUAAAUGAUAAUGAGAUACAAGUAGAGGGAACAUAUGUGGCCAAAGCAACUUAAAGUGCUGAAAUGCAGGGCAUCAAUGAUAUUUGUCUUUUCUGAAAUGUCCUUGCAAAGUUCACUGCUGAGCAUGUUAUCUGUGCUAUAUGGGGGACCCUGUUGCUAUGCUAGUCCAAUCCACUACUAGGCUGGAUCACUCUAUUAUUGAAAUCUGUUAGCUCUUCACAGGUUAUAGAAUAUCAGCUGGGUGGAUCAGUCCAUUGGACUUACUUGGCUGAGCUUUAUUAUUAUUAUUAUUAUUAUUUGUUGUUAUUUUUUAAUUUUUUUUUGUUACAUGUAUAUUUAAUUUUAAAAAAAUACAUUGGGAGAAAAAAUCAGAACAAAAGGAAAAAACAUGAGAGAGAGAAAAAAGAAAAAGAAAAAAGUGAACAUAGCAUGUGUUGAUUUACAUUCAUUCUCCAUAGUUUUCUCUCUGGAUACAGAUAGCAUUUUCUUCCCAAAGUUUGUUGGGAUUGUCUUGGAUCACUGAAUCACUGAGAAGAACCAAGUCUUUCAUAAAUGAUCAUCACACAAUCUUGCAGUUACCAUGUAUACUAUAUUCCUGGUGCUACUUGUUUCACUCAGUUUGUGUAAGUUCGUGUAAAUCUUUCCAGUUGGCUGAACUUUACUGUUCUUUGGCUAAUUUAAGUUAGCUCCCUGAUUAGAGCUAUAGUCUUCAGAAUUUUCCAUUUCAGAUUAAACAUUGGGGAAAACACAAGAUUUGGAGUCAAAUUCCCUGUCUUCAUGCAGCUUCCAGUCUAGCAAGGAAAUAGGACACAAACACAAGGAAUGCUAAUAUCAUAAUAUAUAAGAGCAUUAGAAAGAAACAGAACAAAGUACCCAAUAACUCCCAGUAGCAAAGUAAUUUAUCAAAGAUUUUAACUUGAUAUUUACUAAAUACUUACUAUUAAGUGUUUUUUGCUUGGUACUUAAAUAUUUUCAAUAUAUUUCAAUAUUUCUCUCAUGAGAAAACUGUAGCUCAGAUAAAAAAACAGCAUCAUAGAUUUAGACACAUAAGAGACAUUUCAAGUUUACUAAGUCCAACCCCCUCAUUUUAUGAAUAAGGAAACUGAAGUCAAGAGUGAUUAAAUAAUUUGCUCAAUGAAUAUCUGAGCAGAUAUCAAACCCAGAUUUUUCUGACUCUGAGUCUCUCUAUAUAACACUGAACAAAAUAACACAACCAGGAAGUGAUAAGUCUAGAAUUCAAGCUCCCAUUUACUAGUGUCCUUUCUCCCUCCCUUUCUCCUCUUUCUUUUUCCCUCCUUCCCUUUUUCAGUCCCUCUCUUCCUCCCUCUCCUUCCUCCCUCUCUUUCUUCUUCCCUCUCUCCCUCCCUCCCUCCCUUUCUUUUUCCCUCUCUCUCUCCCUUUCUUCUUCUUUCUCUCCCUCCUUCCCUUCUUUUCUUCCUUCCUCCUUUCCUCCAUCUCUCCCUCCAUUUUUCCCUCCCUUCUUCCUCCCUCCCUUUGUCUUUUUGUCCCUUUUUCUUUCCUUCCUCUCUUCCGUCUCCUUCCCUCCCUCCUUCCUUCCUUUUUUCUCUUUCUUUCUUCUUCUUCCUUCCUCCCUUCCUUUCUUCUUCUCUUUUCUCUUCGUCUUUAUUUUUUCUUCCCUUCCCUUCCCUUAUUCUCACUGAGUCUGUCUUUAUUUUUUUGCCUCUCUGUGUCUGUUUGGCUAUCUCUACUAUGAUUUAAUUGGCAUAGGGAACUCCAUCCACCAAUGGAGUUUUAGCCUUUUACUUUUAGCCUUAAAGAGUGACCUGAAUGACCUUGUGCUAAGAGGUUAAUGUCAUUCUCAGAAGCACAAAACUAGUUGAGGCAAGAGGCAGUAUAUAGUACUGACUCUAAAGUUACAGGAUGUGGUUUCAAAACUCACCUUUGUUACUUCUUGUAGAGGGCCGUAGAUGGUGGGGGAACUCUGGGUAAGGUAUAAGACCCUUUAGCCCAUAGGGAACCUGCUGACAAUGUCUGGUUUGGUUCUUCAUCUCCCCUAAGGGUUCUCAUCCUUCCUGAGAAGUCAGGGAGGACAUGACCCCCUCCCUUUGGUGUUUUCACCCUUCCUGAGAAGUCAAGGAGGGCAUGAGAACACCAAACAAAUGUUUUCAUAAUGAAAACAUUUCCAACUUCUAGUCAUAUUCAAAUGAAUAAUCCCUAAUAAAAGUGGUUCUUUCUUUAAAAUAUUUAUAAGAUGAAUGACAUCUUUUCUUUUCUUGGAAUAACUAAUUGUGCUGGUAUUCUUUUCAUUAACAUUGAGAGAAUUAUGAUAUUAACAUCAUUAAGUAACAGAAUUAUAUCCUAGUUUCACAAGUCUUUACAUCAUUUGCCUAAUUAUCCCCAUAUCAUUAAGAGAAUUUUUUUUGAACCUGAAUAUAUAACUAGUAAUGGGCAAAUGGUAAGGUUAAAUACUUAAUCGCUAGUUGUUUGGAAUGUAGAAAGUACUAAAAAUUCUAGACCAAAUGACUCAGAUCUUGUAUCAGCAUUUCACUAUAGUAACUCAGAUAGAGUUCAGCAUUAAACUAAAAGAUAAAUAUCUAAUAUUGUGUUCAUACUGAUCUCAUAACAUGAUUAUAGAAAUUUGAAUAAAAGAAGAAUCAAGAACAUAAGGAAUAAUGCUUCCCUAACUUCAUGUCAAUUCUAGUCAAAAGUUAUGCAGGUAGCCAAUUGCAUUGAGCAAGGCUUAAAAUCAACUAAGUAAGAUAUUUUCUAUUCAAGGGAAAAGGAGAAAUAUAAUCAGAAAAAUCUUACCUCAGCUUAUGCUGACAGCCAUUCUCCCAUUUUUUUCCAUGAGUUAUGAGCAUCAUUGAACCUCUUUUGUUUUUGUUUCAAGGAACAGGAUUUUAGUACAGUCAGUCAUCUUAAUGAAGAGCAGUAAUCUAUAAGUUGUAUUACCUAAACAGGAAAUCUGAUUUUACUUAUGCUUUACUUAUGCAUACUUAAAAGUAUGCUUUUAAAUACUUAUUUAAAAAUAAAUUUAUUUUUAAUUUUUUUAUUAAAGCUUUUUAUUUACAAA